CAUGCGUGGAGAGCAAAACGUUAGCAGCAGCAUUUCCUGCUUGCUCUUUCCACUAGAAGCAAUGGCAGAAGUGAAAGCUUCCGUGAUAUGUGGAGUCCUGGCUGCUUUCUUGAGCUCAGCGGUGCUUGCUUUUGUUGAAGAUCUUGAUGAAACGUUUAAAGAUACCAGGGAAAAUGACGUCUGGCUGGUUGAUUUCUACGCUCCGUGGUGCGGUUAUUGUAAAAAGCUGGAGCCGGUGUGGUACGAAGUGGGAGCAGAGCUGAAGAGCUCGGGGUCGCCGGUGCGUGUUGGGAAGAUGGAUGCAACUGCUUACUCAGGAAUGGCAUCAGAAUUUGGUGUUCGAGGUUACCCCACGAUAAAGCUGUUAAAGGGCGACCUUGCCUACAGCUACAAGGGACCCAGAACAAAAGACGAUAUUGUGGAGUUUGCCAACAGGGUGGCGGGACCAGCCGUUCGGGCUCUUCCCAGCAAGCACAUGUUUGAACACAUGUUGAAGCGACACGAUGUUCUUUUUGUGUACGUCGGCGCGGAGUCUCCUCUUAAAGAGAAGUACAAUGAUGCAGCGUCUGAACUUAUUGUCUAUACUUACUUCUUCUCGGCUUCAGAGGAAGCUUUGCCUGAGUCACUGUCUUUACCAGAGCUGCCUGCCGUUGUGGUCUUCAAGGAUGGAUCCCAUUUUACUUAUGAUGAGUACGAGGACGGCAGCCUGUCGUCGUGGGUGAACAAGGAGCGCUUCCAAGGAUACCUUCAGAUUGAUGGUUUUACGUUGUAUGAGCUUGGAGAAACAGGCAAACUGGUGGCAAUCGCGGUCAUCGACGAGAAGGACCCCAAGGAGGAGAGCGGCAGAUUAAAGACCUUGACGCAGCGGGUGGCGAUGGAAUACAGAGAACAGUUUAACAGAGACUUCCAGUUUGGCCACAUGGAUGGAAACGACUACAUUAACAGCCUCAUCAUGGGGGAAGUGACAGUGCCCUCUGUUAUCAUCCUCAACACAUCCAACGAGCAGUACUUCCUACCCAGCGAGCCGAUUGAGAGCAUGGAGCAACUGGUCCAAUUCAUCAGCAGCGUUCUGAAUGGUUCCGCACAGGCAUAUGGGGGUGAUGGCUUUAUUCAGCGGGUCAAACGUGUGGCCUUUGAUGCCAGGUCCACUAUCAUGUCUGUGUUUCGCAGCUCUCCUCUGCUGGGCUGCUUCCUGUUUGGCCUCCCGCUUGGCGUAAUCAGCCUGAUGUGCUACGGCAUCUGCACAGCCGAGUCGGAUGAUGGCUCGGAUGAAAAAAGGGAGGGGCUCACUGACGAGGAGGAAGAAGAGGAAGAGGAGGAGGAGGAGGAGCAGCGUCAAGCUGCUGAGCUGGAAGGCCCCGAAAAUGAGGAGGAUGUUGGAGAAAAGAAUCCCGAAGAGAAGAAAACAGAUUAAUGCAGGGGCACACGCCGGAUGGAAGAUGAUUGGCUUAGUCAGCUGCAGUGACAUGAAACUCGAAGACAUAUGUGUGUGACGCUACUUUGCUCCUUUGUUUUUCAUCUCACUUCCACUCAAAGCCCCUCCAGCACCAACUCGUUUUCUACCUUUGAGUUCUGUGUAUUGGUGUGUUGGAUUGGCGGCCUGUCGAAGUCUCCGAGUUAAAAAUAACAGUGUAUUCAGUCACAGAGCGUCAACAAAAUUUACGAGAAGAAGGGAUGGCUGUGAACAUACCACCUUAUUUAUUGAUAUCCAACCAUGUGAUGAGUUUCACUCAGCCUCAUAUUGUUACAUCAUUCAAAACCACUAAAAGACAUUUCCUUUAAUAUCCUGAAGUGUUUCAUUUUUUACCUGCUUUCAUCCUUACGAUAUUUAAAAUGAAACAUUUUGCCUUUGAAAUCUAUUAGAAAACAUUUACACUGAGGUGUUUGUUUGCCUCUGUCCAUCUGCCUACAGUGCUUUGCUGGGGUAUUUGUACCCCUUGAAAUCUUUCAUAUUUGUCAUAAAAAACAACCAAAAAAAUCGUUGUAUGAGGAUUUUUGUGAUAGAUCAGUACAAGUUUUGACUUCAUUUUACAGUGGAACGAAAAUGAUACAUGGUUUGUUGCAAGUCUUUCAGGGUCUCUACCAGCUUUGCACAUCUAAAGAGCACAUUUUUGUUCAUUGAUUGUUUUUGCAAAACAGCUCAGGCUUAAUCAGAAUGCAUUUAGAGCAUCCGUAAAGAUCCAUUUUUGAACCUUUCCAAAAAUUCUCUGGCAUGGCUAAUAGUUGUCCUGACAACAGAUUCUCCCACCUAAGCUGUGGAUCUCUGCAGCUCCCCCAGAGUAACCAUGGAAUUCUUGUCUGGUUCUCUAAUGAAUACUCUCUAGGUGGGUGGCCGUGUCUUUGCUGCAGCUUUACUCUUUCCAUAAAUCUUCAUUAUGUGUUGAAAGCUUAGGAUGUUGUUUUAGGGCACAAGUCGUCUAGACUUUAUUUACUUAUAGGAUGACCUCUGAAAGCAGUUGGCAUUAUUUUAGUUCAGAGUAAAUGUUCGUCUUUCACAGAAAAUCCCCCAGAAUACACAGAAUUCUGUUGUAAGGCAUCAGAAUGUGAAAAAGUUCAAGGUGUAUUAAUACUUUUGGAAGGGCAUGUAAAUGGGAGUUCUUGUUAAUGUUUGUAGAGAGAAAAAGAAGUGCCCAAGAAGGAGGAUCUGCCAUAAAUGUACUGUAUGACAUUGCCUGAAAACAUUUUUCCUUGUUCUUGAAUGGGUGCAAAGUGCCGAGACAGUCUUGCAUUUUAGCCUAUUUUUCUGUCAGCUACCUAUCCAUUUAGGCUGCAACAUGACGAGAAGCGCUUGAAUGGUAAUUUGUAUCACUCUCCAUGAUGCCAGAAAUGUGUAUUUCCUUUUAAAAAAAAAAAGAAAAAAAUCUAUUUCCAACCCAAAAGUGACCAACCUACUGAAAACAUCUUGUAUAGAUGGGUUCUACCUGUCAAGCAAAAGCCAUAACAUGCAUCAAUGGCUCCUGUGGCUCUCCUAACAAGUCUUAUUCCUCAAAUAGAGAGGAGCUGUAUGUUGGCACGUUUCAUUCUGUCCUCCAUCACUGGUUCCUUUAUGAAAUUUCCUGGCAGGAGAAAGUUUACAUCCCAGUGAUGUGACAUGCACACUGAGCAUAAUAAAUAUGAGGACCUUUUUUGUUGCAUCCUAUUGUCAAAUGGCCUCAAGGCUAACUUUAUCUUUUUUCAUUCCUCUGACAAAUAUUUGUGAAUUGGAUUAAGUCCUUAACGGGUUAUGGCUUCAUCUUUUAAACAUCACUUACUAUAAAUGAUAUGCUGUUUAUUUUAUGACCAUUGCACAAAAUGGUAUAGAUUGGUUGGACUUUGAGAUUAAAUUUAUUGCUUUGAAAACAUGCUGGUGCUCAUAAAAUAAUUUCCCUUUUUAUUGUUUUUAUUUUUAUUUUUUAGAAAUACCAGACAAUUUUUCCAGCACUGAUUUGUCUGCCUAAUUCAGAAUAUUAUGGAAAAUGCAUCUCAUGUCCCUUUUGAAAUUUGAAUAUAGAACUUUAAAUGUGUGAAAACCGGGAGGGCAGUUACAGUAUGCUGGCGCUGCUAAUAGAUGAAAUAUGCUCACCAGCAGCUAAUUAAGUAACAUAAACCAGAAGAAUUUCAGGUGCUGUUUAAACUCACACUAUUGAUUUAGACUUCACUGCAGAAGUAGGCCUAAAUUUAUUUUUAACAAAUGGAGGUCAUCCCAAUUAUCUACUGUGAAACUGAGCUUCCCAUGCCUUGCCAUUUGGUCUUUGUAGUUGCCUACUGUUCUUUAGCAAACUUCCUCUUUUAGUUUGAACUAAGAUGUGGAACUUUAUUACAAGUUUAAAAUAUUUAAAUAAAGAUUUCCCCCUUU
Girardinichthys multiradiatus is the source of this 3835-nucleotide messenger RNA. RefSeq names its product thioredoxin related transmembrane protein 3b (gene tmx3b). The coding region runs from base 2 to 1414 and encodes 470 amino acids. NCBI's taxonomy places the organism in Eukaryota, Metazoa, Chordata, Actinopteri, Cyprinodontiformes, Goodeidae. The record is from RefSeq and is a predicted model, not a curated record. The transcript has 16 exons. Gene Ontology annotation, cellular component: endoplasmic reticulum. Gene Ontology annotation, biological process: peptidyl-cysteine oxidation. Gene Ontology annotation, molecular function: protein disulfide isomerase activity.